Molecule: messenger RNA, 1470 nt
Organism: Candidula unifasciata
Lineage: Eukaryota; Metazoa; Mollusca; Gastropoda; Stylommatophora; Geomitridae
Source: the annotation of a GenBank genome assembly
AUGGCGACGUACGUUGUGACCAGGGUUGUACCUACGGGUUCAGUGUCGUUUUGUGUAAUUCGAAAUCUUCUGUCAGUCAGCAAGAAACCUGGAGCAUUGCUAUCAUGCUACAAUAGUGUUCUGUGUUUGCGUAGGUUUAUAUCCCCAAACAAAGGGGUGCUGAACCCAGCAGUCGCAGAGAAAGCUAAGAAACCGCACUGUAACGUGGGGACAAUCGGGCAUGUCGACCACGGGAAGACAACUCUUACUGCUGCCAUAACAAAAGUCUUGUCUGAAGUUUAUAGCAGCGAAAAUAAAUUCGUAUCUUACGAAGCAAUCGACAAGGCUCCAGAUGAAAUUCGUCGAGGCAUCACGAUAAAUGCCGCUCACGUUGAAUACGUCACGCCCAAAAGACACUACGCCCAUACAGACUGUCCGGGACAUAUUGAUUAUGUUAAAAAUAUGAUAACUGGCACUUCACAGAUGGACGGCGCGAUUUUGGUGGUGGCAGCAACUGACGGAACAAUGCCACAGACCAGAGAACAUUUACUGCUGGCCAAGCAGAUUGGUAUUGAGCAUUUAGUUGUGUUUAUAAACAAGGCAGAUGCCGUGGACAGUGAGAUGCUGGAGUUGGUAGAAAUGGAAGUACGAGAGGUUUUGUCAGAAUAUGGUUUUAAUGGUAACAAGUGUGCAGUAGUUUAUGGGUCAGCACUGCAAGCACUGACAGGAGAAAACCCCACAUUAGGCAAGGAUAAGAUUCUAGAGUUGAUGGAUGCCGUAGAUACACAUAUUCCAACGCCAAUGAGGAACUUAAAUGAGCCGUUUCUGAUGCCUGUAGAGAAGGUAGUGUCAGUUCCAGGCCGAGGCACUGUUGCAGUCGGCACUAUCAAGAGAGGUGUCAUUAAAAAGGGAGAUGCGGCUGAAAUUGUUGGCUUUGGCAAUGUGGUGAAAACAGCGGUUUCUGAUUUGCACGUCUUUGGUCAGAGUAUGAAGGAAUGUGUGGCUGGAGAGAAUGUUGGAGUUCUAAUUAGAGGUGUCAAAAAUGAAUCGCUGCAACGAGGUAUGGUCUUGGGUGCUCCAAAGACACUGACUCAGUGUAAUUCUGUGAGAGCACAAAUGUACCUGUUGACUAAACAAGAAGGCGGACGCACCCGACCAAUCACAAACAAUUACAUACAGAUGAUGUACAGCUACACCUGGAACAUCUCGGCAUGUCUGCGCCUGCCACCGGACAUCAGUCUUCUCAUGCCAGGGGAGGCAGUCCACGGUGAAGUGUUGUUGAGGCUGCCAAUGGUGGCUGCUCCGGGACAGAGAUUCACUAUUCGUGAGAACAAUCUUACCACACUGACAGGGCUUAUCACUGAGAUCCUGCCGCCCAAUGAGCUGAAAGUCAAAGGCUUUAAUGUGGAGAAAAGAGUCACUCACUUCAUAGAAAGCAAUGCUCAGGUAGUCAGGAGUGCCAGGCUGAGGAGGAAGAAGAACACACCUUGA